AUGGCUAGAGAAGAUCAUCACGAGAGCGCUACAGCAGCUGAAAAGCUCGCUCUCAUCAAGAGUCCUCUUAUAUCCUCCGACUCUAGUAUCGAUGGUCUUCCCACCAGGAGCCCCACGGCCCCUGAUUUGAGCCUCUUUGGUAACAGAUACGAGGAUGACUGCCCACAGUUCCAAAAGCACGAAGAUGCCAGUCUACUCGAGCUGUUCUACGAUCUCUUCUUCGCCGCCAACUACACUGUCUUUUGCGAAACACAAGGUGUUAACAGCCACGAACGCUUCAAAGCCUAUGUUGGCUACUUUAGUAUUCUGUGGAUCACAUGGCUCACAACGAGUCUGUAUGAUGUUCGAUUCGUAACAGACAGUCUCUUUGAACGUGCCGCUCGAGGUGUUCAUCUCGGAGUCAUGGUUGGAUUCGCCGUCGUUGCACCCAAGUUCACACCUCACGAUCAAAACAUGAAGACCAUGAGAACAAUGUCCAUCAUCCUCAUGGUCUCCCGUCUAUGCUUGGCUGUUGAAUACGGAAGCAUCCUCUGGCACGUCCGAAAGUACAAGAAGCAGGUUUUGCCAAUGGUGCUUCAAAUUGGCUUGAACUUUGCCCUUGCCAUGAUCUAUCUCGGCAUCACAUUCAGAUUUACGGACCACAAUAGCAACGUCUUCAUGUCUUGGUAUGUUCUCGCCGGCGUAGAGGUAAUCCUCACCUUUGCCAUUGCCUACAUCUUUCCGGUCUUGAGCUUCCAGGGUACGCAUUUGAUGAAGCGUAUCGGUCUGUUGACUGUCAUUAUUGUUGGCGACGGAAUCAUUACUAUUUCAAAGAGCGUUGUCACCAUCGUCGAAAGCCCUGAUGCAUGGAACGCUCAAACGAUUGGCAUUGUCACCGCCGCAGCGACAACCAUCUAUGCCGUCUUCCUCAUCUACUUCGACUGGAUGAAGAACCCUUACCUGCCCAAGUUCCGUCAACAACUCUGGACUCUCCUCCACUAUCCUCUACAUCUCGCCCUCUGCCUUUUCAUCCAGGGUUUCACGCAGCUCGUCAUCUGGACCAAGAUCUUUGAUGUUUUCAAGCACUUGAACUCAAGCUCAGUACUCCUGGACAACACAAGUCUCAUGGCCAAGGCAACAACCAAGAUCAUCGUCGACGAGCUACAGAAAGUUGUCACCAAGUUCUUCGAGACCUACACGCCUCAGUAUAUCACGACUUUGAACACGGCCGACGCUGCGCUGAAGAAUAUCUCUACUAUUAACGACACCUUCUGGCCACAGGUCGUCAAGUACUCUGAUACAAAUCUGGAUAAGGAUUUUCCUGAUCAGAACGACUACCAGACAUUCGUCGACGCCAUGAUUGGACUCAUGAGUGCCAUGGAGAACGCUUUGCUUGAGACCUUCAAGAUCAACCUCGCCAAAGAAGUUGAUGAUGAGAACAAGAGCAAAGGCAUACAGCAGACUGAUUCUGGUUUUGAAUCUGAACUCAAUGACAAGAUGUGGAUUCGUUUCCAACUUAUCUUCAACUAUACCUAUAUUGCCGCUGGUAUCUCCCUGAUCCUCAUGGUCUCUCUAGCCGUCAUCUCACGAACGAAACCAUGGAACAAAUGGGCCAUCACCCGUCACAUUCUCUUCACUCUCCUCGGCCUCGGCACCAGUCUCGUUGCAUCGAUAAGAUACAGUGCGACACGAUCCGCCGAUUAUCAACAGAGUUCUUGGAUGCUUCCUACUAUCACCAUUGUCUGGCUCGUUGUUCUUGUACUGACUCACAUUCGUAACCCGCCGCCUUUGUUCUUUAAGGGGAGUCAGUCCUUCUGGAGCAGAAGGAAGAAUAAUCAGUAA
Messenger RNA from Fusarium subglutinans, 1821 nucleotides. Its product is annotated as bacterial low temperature requirement a. The record is from RefSeq and is a predicted model, not a curated record. Bases 1 to 1821 code for a protein of 606 amino acids. NCBI's taxonomy places the organism in Eukaryota, Fungi, Ascomycota, Sordariomycetes, Hypocreales, Nectriaceae. The transcript is spliced from 7 exons.